AUGUCUUCUCCCGUCGACAGCUCCGUCUUCCUCUCCCUCGCCCCCACCACUUCGUCCUCGUACCCUUUCAAGGCCCAGCAGACCGCCGCCGCCGUCACCGAGCCGGCUCCCCUCAAGCGCCGCACCUCGAGCGUCAGCAGCGACGCCAGCAAGAACGGCGCCGCCAGCGGCCUGCGCUUCCUCAAGCUCGGCCCCGUCCACUACGGCGAGCACCCCGACGAGCACAAGUCGGACUGGCACCCUGCCCUCCUGGGCUGA
Molecule: messenger RNA, 258 nt
Organism: Colletotrichum spaethianum
Lineage: Eukaryota; Fungi; Ascomycota; Sordariomycetes; Glomerellales; Glomerellaceae
Exons: 1
Coding region: 1-258 (85 amino acids)
Source: RefSeq, a predicted model, not a curated record